This is a messenger RNA of Paramecium pentaurelia, 1034 nucleotides long. Lineage: Eukaryota; Ciliophora; Oligohymenophorea; Peniculida; Parameciidae. The record is from the annotation of a GenBank genome assembly.
AUGGCAACAAUCUUUAAUGAUAAUCAUUAAAAAAUAUAAACACACAUGUUAACAUUUCAAUUACAUUAUCAACUUCGAUUUGGUGAUGCAAUUUAUAUCUCUGGUGAUUCUGACUACUAUGGUAAUUGGUCUCUGCAUCAUGCUAAACGAAUGAAAUGGAAUCAAGUAAGUCAAAUCUCUUAUAUAGGGACACAUUUGGACUAUCGAUAUCCCCAUUCAUGAUUUCCAAUACAAAUACUUUGUCUCAUCUUUUAAUUAGCCAAGCAAUGUAGAAUGGGAAUUUGGCCCCAAUCGUCUUAUGAGAACAACAGAACCUUCACGUAAAUCCUUUAUUUAAUCUUAAAAGGCAUAGCUGAUGUAUGGAAUCAUAGAAAAGUGAUGUUCCAGUGCUAUAAUCCUCAACAAUAUCCAAUGUUUAUUUCUGGAUCAUCUUUAGAUCUUGGUAAGAAUACUAGGCGAGUUAAUAUGAAACAAAAAUAAGAUAUAUCUUAUAAAAAAAUACUUGCCAAUGUUAUUGAAGAUAAAGUAAUACAUUAUCAAUUCCAUUUGAAAACUCAAAAAUAUUACUCUAGUUCUAUGUUGAGUUUAUAUCUUGAUACUUCAAUCUCAUAAAGCCAUAAUCUUGACUUUUCAUAUAAGAACUAUAUAAUAGCUUUUUGUACAGGAAUGGAAAAGAUUAAGAGAUCAAUCUAUUAAUUAGAUAAUAAUAUAUGUUACGGUUAUGUUCCAAACGAUGAAACUGAUUUUAAUUUGUUAAAGGAUGCUAAUCUUCAUACAAUUGUAGAGUUCUCAAAUUAGGCUGAAUAGCCAGCCCAUUCUGUUAAAUUAGGAGAGUUCAAUUAUCUUACUGUCAAUUUUCGAUCCAAUAUGAAUGAAAACUGUAUCUCUAAACUUUGUUCCUUAAUUCAAUUAUUAAUUUCUAAAUAUCAUGUAAAUGUCAAAUUAAUUAAUAGGUUAUCUAUGUAUGUAACAACUCAUUAUCUCAUGUUAGAAAAUAUCUCUAAGUAUACAAAAGUCAAAGAAUAUCUAAAUGA